UUCGGUUAAUUAGAACUGCUGUGCACACCGAGAGCAACUUCGAGCAAGGAAUACUGUUCGGAAGAGACAUACGGAACGGAUUUAUUUUUUAUACGUUUUUAUUAUACAUUUUAGAGACUUUACGGAAAGGAUUUUAAUCGGAUGGGGCGGCUACGAAGUAUAGAGUUAGGAGUAAUUCUUCUCUUAAUCCAGACGUUCAGGUCGGGAUUUUGUGAAGAGGCAGCGCCAUGCCAGCCAAGUUUCGAUGCAGAAGUUUUUGUAUUCCCGGUGCAUAGAGAACGUCUUCACGUGGGAAGGAAACUAGGAAAAGUUCGCUUUGAUGACUGCGGCCGUCCACAGAAGCUCUUUCAGGCAAAAAACAGUUCGCACAUUAAAGUGGAGCCGGACGGGACUGUGCGUGUCAGUCGGCCCGUCACGCUGCACGGAGCAGAGAGGAACUUCACAAUCCGCAUUUAUGGCUCAAAGAGCCAACGGAAGUCGGCCACGAUCAGACUGGCUCGCGUAUCCACACACGGUGGCCAUCAUGGGAUUCACCACCCCAACCCACCCCAUCAACACCAGCAUGAGCAUCAGCACCCUGAACAGCACUCUGCAGCUCUUCCAGUGCUGAUGUUUCCACGCUCUUCCAAAGGGCUGAAGAGGCAGAAGAGGGACUGGGUCAUUCCCCCCAUCAACUUCCCAGAGAACGACAGAGGCCCCUUCCCCAAACAGAUGGUGCAGAUCAGAUCCAGCAGGGAUAAGGAAGUGCCGGUGCAAUACAAAAUCACUGGGCCUGGGGCAGAUCAGCCCCCUGUUCAGCUCUUCAAAAUUGACCGAGACUCUGGCUGGCUCAGUGUCACACAGCCUUUGGACCGAGAGACGCAAGAUAAAUAUAAACUCUUUGCUCACGCUGAAGCAGUGGGUGAAACUAUUGCGGCCGAGGAUCCCAUGGAAAUUAGCAUCUUUGUCAUCGAUCAGAACGACGAGAAACCCAAAUUCACUGAAGAAACCUUUCUUGGCGAGUUAGCUGAAGGAUCCAAAGCAGGUUUUGAAUUCAUGAAGGUGACCGCUGUUGAUCUAGAUGCACCUGGUUCAGCUAAUGCUGACAUUAGAUACAAAAUUGUGAGCCAAGACCCAGAGAGUCCAUCACAAGAGAUGUUCUUUAUUAACCCUAUAACUGGAGGGAUCCAACUUAAAACAGAGGGGCUGGACAGAGAGAACUUUCCUAAAUAUACAUUGGUAAUUAGCGCUGCUGAUAUGGAGGGGAACGGCCUCUCAACCACCUGCAAAGCAAGCAUCACAGUAACCGACAGCAACGACAACGCUCCUCAGUUUGACCCAAAUUCAUACACAGUGACUGUGCCUGAGAAUGCAGUGGGUGCCGUAGUGGUGAAAAUGCCAGUGACUGAUGGGGAUGAACCUCACACACUAGCCUGGUCAACUAAAUACAAGAUUAUUGAAGGAGACAAUGGAGGGUUCUUCAAUGUUACCACUGGACCCAGCAAGCUGGAGGGCAUUAUUACUACAGUCAAGGGCCUUGAUUUUGAGAAGAACGCAAAGUACACCUUGUUGGUCACCGUGGAGAACGAUGCCCCUUUUGUCACCAAUAUGCUAACCUCCACUGCCACAGUUAUUGUGAACGUGAAGGAUGUGAACGAGGCCCCAGUGUUUAAUCCAGCCGAGAAGGUGGUCAUUAAACCAGAGAACCUGGAAACUGGUGCUGACAUAAUUGCAUAUACAGCAACUGACCCUGACACGGCAAGAAAUCAGAAAGUGUGGUAUAAAUCGGGCGAUGAUCCAGCUGGAUGGCUGAACGUCAAUAAAGAGACUGGACUUAUCAAAGUGAGGAGCCCCAUGGAUAGAGAAUCUCCCUUUGUCAUAGGGGGCAGAUACCGGGCCCUCAUCCUGGCCAUUGAUGACGAUGAUGUCCCUGCAACGGGAACCGGGACUCUGCUGAUUGAGCUGGAAGAUGUAAAUGACAACGCUCCCACAAUCGAGGAGAGGGUGAUCACAAUCUGUAACCAAGAAUCUCAGCCCGUGACGCUGUCCGUCACUGACCGAGACGGGCCUGGAUUCACCUCCCCUUUCCGGGUGGAUCUACAGGGAAUGAACGCGAACAACUGGACAGCUCGCAUGAAUGGCACAAAGACGGGCAUAAUACUAGGACUGAAAAUCUUUUUGGACCAGGCUGACUACAACGUUGUACUCCGUGUAUAUGACAACAACGGAAUGUUCCAAGAUAACACUGUCCUUGCAAAAGUGUGCGACUGCAAAGGAAAUGACUACUCGUGCGCCAAUAAGGCUGUGGCCGGUGUAGGCCUGCCAGGAAUUCUGGGAAUUUUGGGAGCGAUCCUGCUUUUACUCUUGCUGGGGCUGCUGCUCCUCAUGUUCAUGAGGAGGAGGAGCAGACCGGAGAAGGGGGAUCCUCUCCUCCCUGAGGACGUUCGGGACAACCUCUACUACUACGACGAGGAGGGCGGCGGGGAGGAGGACCAGGACUACGACCUGAGCCAGCUGCACCGCGGACUGGACAACCGGCCCGAGAUCAUCCGCGAUGACGUGCUGCCCACGUUCCUGACCGCCGACGUUCCGCAUUACCGGCCCCGACCCGCCAACCCUGAGGACCUUGGAAACUUCAUCGAUGACAACCUGAAGGCCGCGGACAGCGACCCCACCGCCCCGCCGUACGACUCCCUCCUGGUGUUCGACUACGAAGGGGGCGGCUCAGAGGCUCAGUCCCUCAGCUCCCUCAACUCCUCCAGCUCCGGGGACCAGGACUACGACCGCCUGGCCGAAUGGGGGCCGCGCUUCAAGAAGCUGGCCGACAUGUACGGCGGCGGGGAAGACGAAGACUGAGCGCCGCCUCGCUCCUCACCUGGGCAUCGGGGAGAAAUCUGAUCCAACCUGGGAGGAGGGGGGGGGGGGGGGGGA
Conger conger (European conger) is the source of this 2910-nucleotide messenger RNA. Its product is annotated as B-cadherin-like. The transcript is spliced from 16 exons. Bases 142 to 2835 code for a protein of 897 amino acids. The record is from RefSeq and is a predicted model, not a curated record. Gene Ontology annotation, cellular component: catenin complex; adherens junction; cytoplasm. Gene Ontology annotation, molecular function: cadherin binding; calcium ion binding. Gene Ontology annotation, biological process: cell morphogenesis; calcium-dependent cell-cell adhesion; adherens junction organization. NCBI's taxonomy places the organism in Eukaryota, Metazoa, Chordata, Actinopteri, Anguilliformes, Congridae.